UGCUGUCCUGUCGUUCCGGGAUUACAAUGACGUCACACUGAUACCCUUGCAUGGGUGAAUGCUAAAGAAGUAUAGAGGCACAAAUAACAGCACAAGCAGAGUCCAUAUCUUGCAAGUCUUACGUUAUCCUUUAAGCCUUCUUCAGCUAAUACAACAACAAUUUUUGUACUUAAUGACGCUUAAUUUCAUUUUCUUAUCAUUUCCUUCGGGGGAUUAUUCAUAUAUAAAACUAUCUGCAACCGUUGGUACCAGCCUCAACUCUCCCUCCUAAGUGCAAUCAUCUAUUAUUGAGCGAGAGGCCGUACGUGGAAAUGUGUGUAAGAAGGUGGAUUUGAAGUAGAAUUGGUUACAAUCGAUCAAGGGUGAAGAAUAUUCCUGAUGUUAACAAAAGAAGCAGCUAUGUCUUUUUCUCAAUUUGGAUAUCCUUACAAUGCAACUUCACAGUUUUUCGUGUCGGCAAACCCCAGUACGACUUGCUGCGAUUCGAUUUCCAGGUCGGUCUCUGACGGGACGAGCGGUACCCAGACUCCUGCUACCUUCUGCUGCCCUUCCUACGAGAACCGGCUCCUGGCCAGCACACGGACGGAGCUCAACGCGGCACUAGGGAUGUAUAGCUCACCCUACGCAGCCGCGGCCGCCGCCAGCCAGAACUAUGCCAGCUACUUCCCCUACAGCGCCGAGCCCUCCGCUGCUAUCUACUCAUCUCUGAAUCCACAGUACGAAAUUAAGGAUGGCACAGGCACUCUGCAUUCUGGCAUAACUCAACCUGCCACCUACUUUCCUUAUGACCACUCACUGGGCCAGUACCAAUAUGACAGGUAUGGGACUAUGGACUUCAACGGGUCAGCCAGGAGGAAGAAUGCCACACGUGAGACCACCAGUACCCUGAAGACAUGGCUGUACGAGCACAGGAAAAACCCCUACCCCACCAAGGGGGAGAAGAUCAUGCUGGCCAUCAUCACCAAAAUGACCCUCACCCAAGUGUCCACCUGGUUCGCCAACGCCAGGAGGAGGCUAAAGAAGGAGAAUAAGAUGACCUGGUCACCAAAGAAUAAGGCCGGGGACGACAGGAAGGACGACCUGGAUAAAAGUGACCAGGACUGUGUCACCAAAGAUUCCAGUGAGUGUAAAGAUGAGAAAGACCUUCAUCUGAGUGACCUGGAGGACAUGGAAGAUGAGGACUGUGACAAGCUGGACACUGACUGUGAGAAGAUGGCCCCCAGGGGCCCUGAGGAGCAGCAGGACCUCCACAGGGCCAUGUCCAGUGGUGGUGUUGGCCCUGGAGGCCCUCCAAAAAGAGACUGCAGCUUGGAGCUCUCCCUUUCCCUGCCCAACAGCUUCCAUCACUCCUUCCCAUGUGGUAUCAAGAGCCUACCCGCCCUGCCCUCUCUACCCGCCCUGCCAUCGGACUUCCUUGAUCCACUGGUGACGUCUAAGCCCCCCUCCACCACCACCAUCCCCACGGGCCCUCACACUGUGUCCCUGUCACACUUCGAGGUGUCGGACCGGGACAAGCCGAGGAUCUGGUCUCUGGCGCGUACAGCGGCCACGGGGGUCAUCCUGAGCUCUGCUCACCACGGGGCCUCAGAGCUCCGGACAGGGAGCAUGCUGGGAGACUGCCAGCUACAGGGGACCAGGCUACCAGUGAAUGGUACCGGACAGUGUGGGCCCCUCAGGGGCCUCCAAGAUCCUACUAACAUAUCCAAUGCUGAGAACCCUUUCCAGGAGGGCCCCUUGUUGCACUCUAAGGUCUAUAGUGCGGGCAGCUACAACCACAAGGCCCUCCAACUGCACUGUUCCUCCUACCCUGCGCUUUCAGACUCAUGUCAGUACUCCACUAUCGAAGGGUUCUCGAGUGGGAAGGCAGAGACAGAGCCCUCGGAACUCAGUGACAUGUGUGUGACCCUGCAAGAUGACAAGGUCACUGCCUUCAGACCUGUGAUGAAGAGGUGAGGAAGGUUGAUGGACACGCAGUCAUUACACAGUGGGCCUUUUAUUUAGCCGGUAUUAGGCUAUGCACUAUAAAGACUUGGGAUGACGACGAGCAUCGGACAUUCUACCUACCUUAUACCUGGGAACUGCGGCGCUCCGCAGUCAAAGCUAUAUGAGCCCUGUCCAAACUGUGGAAGCUGCCAUGAUUUUGCACAACGUUGUUUUUAUGGUGUUGACGAUGACUUUAUGCAAGACUCUGAAAUGCAACGGUGUGGGAACUGACGGUCAAUUCAUGAUGUAUGCAAUGGGCAAUCGUAGAGUAGCAAUGUUAUUUAUUUAUUUGUGUAUUUAUUAUUUGAUUCAUCAUCUGUUAAUUUAUUUCGUAUGUGUCAUUUAAAUAUUUGUGUUACAUGUAUGUAUUGUUUCAACUGUGGUUGUGUGCUAUUUUUCUCUGAUUUAAGGGAGAAAUACUUAGCUUGUUGUUGGUCUUUCUGUUCGCUAAAAGAGUGGGAUUUAUCGAGUUGGAAUUGGAAUAGUCAAUUGCGUGUGUGUCGACCUGGAGAAAUUGUUGAUUGUGUUGUGUUAAUCUCAAAGAUAAUUGUGAGCAUAUUCUGUGUUUGCCAUUCAUGAAAUAUUUUAUAAGAAUGCAUUUUUUCAAGAACUCCUCGUUUUUGUGUCAAGAUUAUUUCCAGAACAUUAACAUUGGUUCAAUCGGCCAAUUAAAACCUUUGAGACUUUUGCACUAGAUCAA
This is a messenger RNA of Coregonus clupeaformis (lake whitefish), 2683 nucleotides long. It is a transcript of the gene irx6a, whose product is annotated as iroquois homeobox 6a. Gene Ontology annotation, cellular component: nucleus. Gene Ontology annotation, molecular function: DNA-binding transcription factor activity, RNA polymerase II-specific; RNA polymerase II cis-regulatory region sequence-specific DNA binding. The record is from RefSeq and is a predicted model, not a curated record. Lineage: Eukaryota; Metazoa; Chordata; Actinopteri; Salmoniformes; Salmonidae. Gene Ontology annotation, biological process: neuron differentiation; cell development; regulation of transcription by RNA polymerase II. Bases 379 to 1953 code for a protein of 524 amino acids. The transcript has 7 exons.